GAUUUAUAAUUUUCAUCUAAGAAAAUAUAGAUAUAAAGAAAGUAUUUUAUUAGUUGAAAAUUAUAUUUUAUGUUAUUUAAAAAUAUUUUUUAAAUGUAAUAUAACUAUUUUGUGAACUUUCCUUUUUUUUUAAUAAAUCAGAUUAUAUAUACAUAUAUUUUCGUUUUUCAAUUCUUUUUUUUUAACUUUAUAAAAAAGUUUCAUUUUUAUUAUAUGUGUAUAUUUUUCAGUAUAAUCAAUCACCGUGAGAGUUAAUGUGAGAGCGAUACAUAAAAAACUGAUUUCUCAAAUAAUAGAUACAUAGGAAACUGACAUCUCAAAUAAUAUUAUAGAGAUUUGAUGAAAUAGGAAUAAUUAGGAAAUUAAUCUUUGUACACUGAAUUUUUGGAUAUCCGGAUCUAUAAUAUCUUUAGUUGGCACACAUAAAACUAAUUGAAAUAUCUUGUUUGAACAAAGAAAAAAAAUCAGGAUUGAUCGAAAUCCGAACGGCCAUGGAAGAACCACCGAAGGAGGAAAGUACCGCCCCUGCCGGUGUAGACUCAGUCAGCUCUCUACCAGACGAGAUGCUCCACCAUAUCCUGUCCUUUGUUCCGACCAAGAUAGCCAUCACAACUAGCGUCUUGUCCAAACGUUGGAGGCAUGUGUGGUGCAAGACACCUUAUCUCUCUUUUCCCCAUCACAAAUCAUCUCUUGAAUCGAUUCACGAAACCCUAGCCAGCUACACUGCUGCAAAAAUCACGAGAUUCCAUCUCUACGUUGAUAGAGAAACACCCGAGGCCAGCGAAAGGAGUCGUCACCACGUUGAUAGCUUGAUCAAGUUUGCGAUAUCCCACAACGUGGAGAAGCUUUCUUUGGUAUUGAAUGCAUACUACGCUUUUCCAGAUUUCUUCUUCAGCAAUUCAUCCCUAAAGCAACUCAUCGUGGAUUCAUGGAACUAUAUUAGACCCAAAUGCACCGUUUCUUGGACAUCACUUCAGAACUUGUCUUUGAGGAACUCUUCACUCGAUGAAUCUUUUACUAAGGUUCUGUCUGGUUCUCCAAUGCUGGAAAGCUUGACAUUGCAGUCUUGUUCACUUUCUUGUCUUGAUCUGAGUGAAUCACCGCGCCUUAGACGACUGAAUUUAGAAUUCUUCAAUUCUUCUCCAAGAAAAUGUCAUAUAGUGGCUCCUCAUAUCCAUUACUUGAGAAUGAUAGAUUUUACGCAAAAAUAUAGUUUAGUUGAUGUCUCCUCCUCUUUAAUAGAAGCUAAUAUAGACACUAUCUAUUUCUUACCUCGAUUCUGGUGUACUCAAGAUGAUCCCUCGAAGGAUCCCUCAAAGGAAGAUUACCAAGUGAUGAUGCAAACGAUGCUAGAAAAGUUGCAGAACGUUGAGAACCUUACUGUUGGGCUUAGCUUUCUUCAGAUGCUAUCUAUUGCCGAGGUCAGUGGUGUUCAUUUCCCGACGUUUAAGGUCAAAACGUUGACUCUUAAAACAACAAUUUUGCGAUCUGCGGUUCUUGGUAUAGCAAAGCUGCUACAAAACUCACCUGAAUUAAAGAAAAUUGUUUUUUACAAAACUGAAGAUUGGAACUGCUCAGUGGAGAAAUAUGUUAAUCGCUACAUGGAGCCACAAGAUCCACAAGACCUGAUCUUUCCUGCUAAGUCAGCGUUUAAAGUUGCAAAGCCGGAUCUCGUGGCUUCCUUCAUGGAACUUUUGCUGCGAAACACAAGAACACUAGAAACAUUGGUUCUCCAGUUGAGGAGUUGCCUUAAUACAUCGAAUUAUGAUGAGCUUUCUCAAAUCGCUCUUACACUUUCUCACAAAAAUAAGGUAUGCAUUGUGCUGAAAUGAUCAAAUGGUCUUAUAUUAUGUAUGAUUGGUUUCUCGUGUUGGAUACUUGGAUCCAUUGAACAAUAUUAUUUGUUGGCCUA
Molecule: messenger RNA, 1912 nt
Organism: Brassica rapa (field mustard)
Lineage: Eukaryota; Viridiplantae; Streptophyta; Magnoliopsida; Brassicales; Brassicaceae
Product: putative F-box/LRR-repeat protein At5g02930
Molecular function (GO): protein binding
Source: RefSeq, a predicted model, not a curated record